Molecule: messenger RNA, 1416 nt
Organism: Suillus subaureus
Lineage: Eukaryota; Fungi; Basidiomycota; Agaricomycetes; Boletales; Suillaceae
Exons: 14
Coding region: 1-1416 (471 amino acids)
Source: RefSeq, a predicted model, not a curated record
AUGGCUACAGGCACACCAAACAAGGGCUCCUGCCAUCGUAGAAGUGUCCGCACAAUAUGGCUAGGACCGUUUUUCACUGGGUUUCAAGGCCCGGUGGUCUGGCUAGGGAGAGACUCGGAGGUGAUUGGCCAUCUAUCGUCAAUAACAGUACUCAGCACAUUCUUAGAAGCGCCAAAACUUCCAAAGCUGCAUGAACGAGUUUACAUCAAGGGAGGGAGAGAAAGUGCAGGUGUUCACGCCUCUGCAACAUGGUGUUAUGGCAUCACUGGUGUCACGAUUGAUAAGGGUACGAAACUUCUACUAGUGCCUACGAAUGCCGCAUUGUUGAAUUGUGACAGGACUCGGAGAAGUCGGAGGCAGACAUCUUCGGGAUAUCAUGAAAAAGGGAGCUGGGAAGAAAGGAUUUUCUUACCUGUCUCCGUCUCCAGUGGUAUGUGUGGCUCCCGCAAGGUGGAGCAUGCAAAGUGGUUCGAGUGCAUUCUCUGGGAUUCCAGUGUAUCCUGGCGAGGUAGCUUCAUGUCCACCCCAUCCUCUGGUACGGAGAACGAGAAUCAGAGGGACGGCAGGUCAUUCGUCGCAAAGCAAGGGAACUCACGCAACAAAAUAGCCUCGUCGAUUCAUGUCACGGCAUCUAUGGCAGGUGGGAGAUGGACCAUACUCGACGACCAAGUUCGUGCAAAGAUCGACAAAACCCUGGUGUGGUCGAGCACAGGCAUUAAUGUCGAUUGGGCGUUCAGAAAAGACAGUCAUUGGUUCCGGAAGGCACCCUAUUGCCUAGCAGGAACAGCAAAGCAAGCGAAUUCAGCCGGAUUGACAGCAAAUGAUAGACCACAAUCUGAAAACCAUCCGAAAAUGCGGGGGAUCGGUGCCGCAUCCCAGUUAAUCUAUCUUGCUGAUCAGAUGCCUAAGGAAAUCCACACAAUCUGGGAAUUUUCAAAUAAUACCAGUUUGCAAAUUCUGGAUGAGGAUGUGCAUACUCCAUUUCUAUGCCCUCAUGUCCCAGCGGAUUUCAGGUACUACGACCAAAUAGAAGGGAGAGACAACACUAAUCCUCUUGAUAACAAAGACCGCCGGCAGAGUCAGGAAGAUGUGGCGGCAAUAUUUGGCUUUGUCCGUGACAGCUUUGCCUCCUCAGGAAAGCCCGCUUACUCGACGCAGCCUUCCAUGACAGGUUUGCUCCGAAGACAAGAUGCCAACGUGCCAUGUUCCUGCCAAGGUGACACGACGAACAUCCGAAAAAGCGCCAAGUUACUGGAUCUUGCCUGCGAGCAACCCUGUACGACAGAUCCUCAAACCAUUCAUAAAACCUGGGAAUCGUCAACAACGAAGACCAAAUUGAAGGACAGCAGCGGCCAGCCGUUCCUUCGCAUAGACGGCAGUGGCGCAGAGAAAAGCCCACGCCAGGACCUGGGCUAG